Molecule: messenger RNA, 2763 nt
Organism: Toxorhynchites rutilus septentrionalis
Lineage: Eukaryota; Metazoa; Arthropoda; Insecta; Diptera; Culicidae
Product: cellular tumor antigen p53-like
Exons: 7
Coding region: 414-1856 (480 amino acids)
Biological process (GO): regulation of transcription by RNA polymerase II; apoptotic process
Cellular component (GO): nucleus
Molecular function (GO): RNA polymerase II cis-regulatory region sequence-specific DNA binding; DNA-binding transcription factor activity, RNA polymerase II-specific
Source: RefSeq, a predicted model, not a curated record
GAGGAGUGUCUUGCUUGCUGAAAGAAGCCGAAGAAGACGAAACAGCGCGAAACGUACCGCACAACAAGUGAUAAGUGUGUAUUACUGCUGCCGGUCGAGCCUCCGAAAGUGCAUUGCAUUUCUCGUUCGUCUCUCGUCUCUGUUUUCUUUCUUCUUCGUCGAACCACGUGCAUUUCGGAUGAUCUGCCUCUGGGUGAUGCUGCUGCUGUUGUUAUUGUUGCUGUUUCACUCUUUUGGCUUUCGAACAGAUCGUGUGUUCCUCCUCGAGGUUUGCCGCGACGAGGAGGACCGAAUCAGUUUGUGAUUAGUCACCACCGGGUGAGGAGCAACGGUUUGUUAUCGAGAGGAGUGUUUAUUUGGCAAGGCUAUAGACUGGAUUAUUAGGUGUAUGUGAGGAAGGUUCAGUUCCGUAGAUGGGAGAUUCUUUGGAGUGCUAUGGGGACAUAGUUUCCCCCGAAGGUAGUAGAAACUAUAUGCAGACCAGCGCAUGUAGCAGUGGAAGCCAACACCACUGCUAUCUCACGGUACGGAAGCCCUUUGAGAUGGUCGACACGCAGGAGGUCAAUCCGACAUAUGACCACAGCCACCAGCAGCAAGCUGACGAAUGUGAUGCAACAAUGCUGUCCCAGAUUCCGACCAACGAGCUAAUGGACCUGGAGGGGGAAAUGUUUCCGCUGGAGUCGUACCAGGAGGUACUGAAGCUCGAGUCUCUCCCCCUACUGGAGGACUGUAAGCCGGCGCCAAUUCUGACUGCGCCCGCCGCACUGUUGGACCAUUUGACCAAAACGCCCACGCUGGACGAGCAUCACGAUCCGUUGUUCAACUUUAACGUCGAUCUGAACGGAGAGAACAGCGGCAAGUCGAGCUGGAUGUUCAGCUCGCGGCUGAACAAGGUGUUCGUGAAGAUGGGACAGGCGUGCACCUUCAACAUAUCGUACCAAUCGUUCGACUAUCAGGAGCUGGUCGUGCGAGCGAUGCUUGUUUGCUCGGCCCCGGAAGACAUGCACUAUCCGGUGUUCAGAUGCGAGAAUCAUCGCUGCAGUGACAAUAACAAUCCAAGAAUAUCAGAGGUGGUUAAAACGCAUGUAAUGCGUUGUUUUAACCCAUCCGCACGGUACGUUGGGUUCGAGAGUGGAAUCGCCUUUAAGGACCGCCUGGCGGUCGUCAUUCCUUUGGGGGCUACUGCCAACGACCAAGGCUCGAUGAACAUAUCGCUGGAGUUUGUCUGCCAGAAUUCGUGCCGUAUCAUCAAUCGUAGAGCGACUGCCAUCAUUUUCACCCUGGAGGACACUCAUGGGCAAAUUCUGGGGAAGAAAUCUCUCCAUUUGAAGGUGUGCAGCUGUCCCAAGCGGGACAAGCAGAAAGAGGAGGAAAGUUUGGGUCCGGCCAAACGAAAGAGUGUGAACGAACAACCUCCUCCACCGGGCAAAAAAGUUGCCAAAGUUUCAGCGUGCCAUCGUCAUCCGAGUCAGGAACUGCCCGCCGCCAAAUCGAACCGUUUGAGCUCAUCCGGCAAACUACCCCUCAUCAAGAAAGAAAGCUCUUCCGAUUCAUCAACGCCUCUUAUGCGCACCCAAAGCAUUCGUUCGUUGAGUCCGCUCAGCAGCCAGGAGCUGGUCGAACAGACGGCCACCACUAUCAGCCUGCCGAUGCCGAAUAUAGAGAUGGCCGUGAAGGUGUCCGAAUAUGCGUUCCAGGUCGUCGCCGGCGACUUGGUGCGUUGUACUGACGACGGCCAGCGCAGACAUCUGGCAGCCUUUUUGUCGCAGCUUCGCCGACUGCAGAAGAGCCUUGCCGAUGGCGGCGGCGACACCACAACUGGUAGCACCAACCUCCCUUCAACGGAUUCGGAGUAGUGAGGCAAUCUCUCCGCGAGGCAGAGGAGAGCAUACUUAAUCUUCUAACAAACUAACACCCCCUAAUUAAUUAUAGGACCAUCGAAAGAGAGGGAGAGGGAUGCCAUUUUGUUGCAUCGCCGCCCCCAGUGCUCCAUAUCAUAUUUACUAACCGUAGGAAGACGAUCACAGUUUUAGUAGGAUCGGUUAAAACAGCAUACAUUUCAGCGUUGAGCGCGCAUUAUUCGGUAAGCGUAGUUAUAGAUUUAUGUUUGUACGUAGGAAGUAGUGUUUAAAUGUGUGUACCUUAGGGGAUUGACUGUGUUUGAGGAGUCUAUUCGAGAGUGUACUGUGCUCGGGAGAGUUUAAAUCUUCCCCCACAAACAACAACCCGGCCCAGUGUUGUGUGUCUUCCUGUUAUGUUUCGCCCGGGCAAACAUACUUUAUUACUUUUUUUUUGCUAUACCAAACAAUUCGCGGCGGAGCUUCGAAAGAUUCAGACACAAUUUUCCUUUUGUUUCUAACUAUGUAUUACCUUUAUGUAUGAUUUCUUAACGUCGUUACAAUUGGUGCAAUUCUAGUUCAAUUCUAUGGUUGACCAACUUUCUAUUUUUUUUUGUUUCAAACAAGGAUUUAUCAAUUUUAGAAGUAAGUGAUAAAAUUAUAUGUAUACCUUUUGCAUUUUCCCUUCAUUACUAUUGUGCGUAGAAUAAGUUGUUGCAUUACAUUGUGCAUGAUUAUUAAUGUUUCGUAAUUCAUCGUAGUUGAAAGAGAAUCCGUUUUCCGAGAAGGCGAAAUAAUGGUUGGUUUUACUUACAAAUUCAUGUUUAGGAUAGUUUAUGUUGUUAUCAUUCUUCGUCUAAGAAUAAUGGAAUUUAAUAUGCAGAAUGAGCAAAAGAAUAAAAGAUAAAAUAUGAUUUACAGCAAA